CGUCCAUUGAGCCCCCUCUGGUUCAAUCCAUUCAUUACACCCCUCCCGGCAAGCAACCGACGUCUGCUGCUGGCGUUUUCCGGAGCCUCUUGAUCCACCCCCCUUGUCUUGCCUUUUGCUUGUUACAUCUGAGGUCGCGUCGCCGGUCGCUGGCUUGCCGCCGCUGCUGCCCAGCCCGCUGCCACUUAAGCCAUGUCGUAUCAGCAGCCGCCGCCCUAUGGCUUUCCCAACAACGCCGCCGGUCCAACCUUCAAUGGUGCCGCCCCACCACCGCAGAACCUUCACAUCCAGCCCGGACAAGACUUGGGCCAGCCGCCGCAGUCUAUGAUGUACACUCCGCAGCAACAGCAACAGCAAUACGCAAUGGCUUCCUCCCACGGCCAUUUCCAACCAGGUCCUGGCAUGAUGCCGACACCCGGACCCGGAGCCCCCGGUAUGAUGCAGCAGAACCCUCCCGGUAUGAUGCCGUCUCACAUGGCACCGAACGGUCAGAUGCCGUACCAGGCGCCCUAUACCACGUCUCAAUAUGGCGUCGGCGUGCCCUCACCCGCCCAACCCCAGAUGGCAGGCAACUUCAACCCCAUGGCCGGCCCGAUGCCAGGUUACCCGAUGAAUGCGCAAGCGAUACAGCAGCAGCAGCAGCAGCAACAGCAGCAACAGCAGCAACAGCAGCAGCAACAACAGCAGCACAUGAUGCAGCAACAGCAAAGAAUGCACCAGUCGCAACAACAUCAUCCAUCGAUGGGGCAAGGUCAUCAGCAGAGGGCUUUCAAUCCAAUGGCCGCUCAAGCGCAGGCGCAAGCGAGUCCCAACACGAUGUCGCCGCAUCAGGGACAGUUUCCCCCUCCACAACAGCUUCCCCAGGCUGCAAAGCAGCCGCAACCGCAACCUCAGCCGCCGCAACAACCUCAACAGCAACCACAGCAGCAACAGCAACAGCAGCAACAACAACCCCAGCAGCAUCACCAACAACAGCAUCAGCAUCAGCAGCAACAGCAACAACCACAUCAACAGCAACAGCAACCACAGCCACCACAACAACAUUCGCAACAGCAACCAAGCAGUGCGACUGUGACCACGCCCCAGACACCGACUUUCCCACAGAUGGGAGCUGGAAGCAAUCCGCUCGAUGCAACCAUGUCGCAAACACCACUCAGCCCUGGAGCGCAUGCUCGAGAGCAAGAGCGCAUCGCCACUAUUCUCGAGAUCAACAACGAGCUCAUGUACGAAGCCUUGGUCCUCCAAAAUACUCACUUCGCGCACAAAGCCGAAAACGACACGAAAGACCAAGCCGGAAAUCCUAUUCCCAGAGAACCUACAGCGGUGGAGCAGCCGAUAAAUAACGAUCUCUUACAUGUCAUGAGGCGGUUGCAGUCAAAUAUAGCCUACUUGAUGACUCUGACAGACCGGAAGACGGUGUUGCCAUGUCCGGCUUAUCUAACACCACCACCGGCAAACCUGACGAUUAAACUCAGGAACAUACCGCCGAAAUCCGAUGGCUCAGAGGAGGCCGCAGAUCCUCACGUUGAUCGUGAAGAAAGGGUCAAUCUGAUUAGGACACUGUACGAACGCUUGCAGACGCUAUAUCCCGGUGUGGACUACUCAAAGGAGCCCAUAUACGGACAAAAGAUGCAAGAAACGAUGCACGGCCAGACACCCCAAAGUCAACCACCGCCGCCGCAGAUGCAAGGCCAGGUAGGCCAAGGACAGGUACCGAUGCAGAUGCAAAUGCAUAUGCAAGGUAUGGCUCCGGGACAUGGCCAGCCUCAGAUGCACAUGCAAAAUCAGCAUAACCUCCAAUCUAUGGGCCAAGGCCAGGCUGCCCAGAUGCACAUGUACCAGAACCACCAAGCUCACAGAAAUCCAAACCAAGCGAGUCCAGGGAUGGUGCCUCAACCAGGCUCUCGUGGCACGCCUCAAAUGUCCCAUAUGGGCAUGCCCGGUCAGCAGAUGGCACCACUUCAGUCCAAUUAGGGAUAUGGACUUUACGGUGAAGAAAGCGAGCAGGCUGAACAUUUUGAACUGCGUGGCAGUCCGAACCUUCAAGGGCUAUACGGUCACACACUCGCACAUCUACACUUUGACAGCCCGUUUGGGUAUGGGACUUGCUACGUUGAUGGCCAAGCAUAUGGCAUUGAUCCGGCGGAAGGCUAUGGGUCUGGUUCUGUUCAAGCAGAUAGCCAGUACUUCUCCGCUGAUCCGGACGAACCUUUUGGCGAGACAGUAUAUUUUGAGUGUUAGUUGAGGUCAUCCUCGCGGUAUUAUAUCAGUUCUAUUUUUUUUUUUUUUGCCCCUUGGCACGUGCCUGCGAAACGUAUUGAAAAACACUUUCAUCAUAAUUAAGAGGGCCCAGGCGGUUGAUGGAAUAUUCUGCACAGCUUAAUUUGCUUCAUGUUGGAUCGCGUGGCGCAUAUGGCAUUCUGGAAUAGCGGAGCGUGACUCUCUUGGUGGGUGGCUUUGUUGGCGCAGAGGCAAGCGGCAUUGAUACGGGUUGC
Messenger RNA from Pyricularia grisea, 2495 nucleotides. RefSeq lists its product as uncharacterized. The record is from RefSeq and is a predicted model, not a curated record. The transcript has 3 exons. Bases 193 to 1974 code for a protein of 593 amino acids. Lineage: Eukaryota; Fungi; Ascomycota; Sordariomycetes; Magnaporthales; Pyriculariaceae.